AUGCAGAAAAGAGGGAGUGACUUGUAUUCAAGGAUUGAAUGGCAGAAAUCAAAAGCAGUGGUGGUGAUGUGUAAGUCUCUCGACACGUUCGGCGAGGUUAAAUUGGAUGAGGCAAACGGAGAGAGAGAUUUAGGAGUUUCUAUCGACGAUGACCUCAAGUUUUCCUCGCACGCGCAAGGUCGGUGGACAAAUGCAACAGGAUUCUAG
Molecule: messenger RNA, 207 nt
Organism: Darwinula stevensoni
Lineage: Eukaryota; Metazoa; Arthropoda; Ostracoda; Podocopida; Darwinulidae
Source: the annotation of a GenBank genome assembly